AUCCUGCCGAUUUAUUAUUUUCUUUUAGAAGGUUUGAUCAAAGGCUCAAGAUUCAACAACUUGGCUUGGCCUCGGCACAUUCCAUGUCGAGGGAAUGGUCCAACGUUAUGCGAUAUCACUUGGGGAGCUGGUGGAACUACCACAGAUCCCGCACGACAUCGCUUCGAGGAUGCAAAACGUUUUCUGCGUUGAGGAGACUCAUCAUUAUGCGUCGAAUGAAGCUGUGAAAGCCUAUGGUCUUCACCUUGGGAUAGAGAUGUGUAUAAAUAUGUUCAGGUCUCUUCAUCUCUACACAUUGAACAUGGAGAACACAACUCUUGCAAUAUUGAUGAAUCUUGGUAUGAUUGAUGAGUCCAAAAAUUUCUCCUUCUUUACUAAGGAAGAUGUGCGCCCCAUUUUCUGCGCAAACCGUCCAAAGAGCUACAUUUCUAGAACCAAGGGCUGGGAAGACUUCCCACAAGGCCGGUGGGGUGAUUCACGCAGUGCUUCAUAUGGUGCACUCUCGGAUCAUCAGUUCUCACGUCCACGAGCACGUGACAAGAAGCUUGAACAAGAAUGGGUUGUCCCACUGAAAAGUGUUGAAGAUAUUCAGGAGAAAUUCAAGGAGCUCUGCCUUGGAAACCUUAAAAGCAGUCCCUGGUCUGAAUUAGAUGGACUCCAGCCAGAGACAAAGAUAAUAAACGAGCAACUGGUAAAAAUCAACUCCAAAGGCUUCUUGACCAUCAAUAGCCAACCAUCAGUCAACGCCGAGAGAUCUGAUUCCCCAACUGUUGGAUGGGGAGGUCCUGUUGGAUAUGUAUACCAAAAGGCUUAUCUAGAGUUCUUCUGCUCAAAGGAGAAAUUAGAUGCAGUGGUCGAGAAAUGCAAAGCUUUGCCAUCGAUUACUUACAUGUCUGUGAACAAAGGAGAAAACUGGGUAUCGAACACUGCCCAAGCUGAUGUGAAUGCUGUUACUUGGGGAGUUUUCCCGGCUAAGGAAAUCAUUCAACCAACCAUUGUCGAUCCCGCUAGCUUCAAAGUCUGGAAGGAUGAAGCAUUUGAGACUUGGUCAAGAAGCUGGGCUAACUUGUACCAAGAAGCUGACCCUUCCAAGAUUUGCUUUUGUACUUUUUCUCUAAAAUAUUGGGAUUUGGUUUUUACAUCUGUCUACCAUAACAAAUAAACAAUAUUGAUGUGGCAGUAAUGUUACUGAUAAAAAGCAUCAGUUUCA
Molecule: messenger RNA, 1210 nt
Organism: Arabidopsis lyrata subsp. lyrata
Lineage: Eukaryota; Viridiplantae; Streptophyta; Magnoliopsida; Brassicales; Brassicaceae
Product: methylenetetrahydrofolate reductase 2
Exons: 7
Coding region: 95-1162 (355 amino acids)
Biological process (GO): tetrahydrofolate interconversion
Cellular component (GO): cytosol
Molecular function (GO): FAD binding; methylenetetrahydrofolate reductase [NAD(P)H] activity
Source: RefSeq, a predicted model, not a curated record